Messenger RNA from Daphnia carinata, 749 nucleotides. RefSeq names its product FUN14 domain-containing protein 1A-like. Gene Ontology annotation, biological process: autophagy of mitochondrion. Gene Ontology annotation, cellular component: mitochondrial outer membrane. The record is from RefSeq and is a predicted model, not a curated record. The transcript is spliced from 3 exons. Lineage: Eukaryota; Metazoa; Arthropoda; Branchiopoda; Diplostraca; Daphniidae. Bases 83 to 640 code for a protein of 185 amino acids.
CGCUGACCCAAUUUUUUGUUUCAUAUUUGAAAUUAACAGAGAAGAAAUACUUGAAGUUGCAAAGAGCUAUAUAUUCUGUAUCAUGGCAUCGAGAGGAAAGCCUGUAAAGAAGGAAAAACCAACCACUAAUGAAGAAUUCGAAGUUCUGGAUGUAAAAGAUGUAGGAAAAGAGGCCGAAAGUUUGUUACGCUAUGCAAAAAAAUAUAUUAGUGAAGGAUCCCAUUCAAAACAACUAGCUGUUGGCGGUGUCUCGGGGUGGGUCACUGGAUAUAUUGCCAUGAAAAUAGGGAAGACGAUUGCAACUGCAGUAGGAGGGAGCUUGAUUCUCCUUCAAAUUGCUAACCGUAAGGGUUACAUAAAUGUAAACUGGUCCAAAAUGAAUAAGGACCUGGAUAGUGCAACACAAAAACUUACACGAGGAGCAUCAGAUCCAUCAAUUCCUCAAAUGCUUGACAAGGCUGCUGAUUACCUAGAUGAACAAGCAGAAAAAGCUGGUCGAGUUCUCCGGAAAAGAACAGCAGGAAACAGCAGUUGGUACGGAAAGCUCUUCGGUAAAAAAGCUUCUGAUGGUCCCGAGGCAUUUUACAUAGGAUUUUUCGGUGGUUCCCUAGUGGGACUGGUUAUCGGUGUAAUUUUUUAGCUUUGAGCGCUCGAAAACAAUAACGUGAUCAGAAGUAUUCAAGCACUUGUAGAAAGUUGUAUUCAUGGAGAAAGUCGACAAAGGAGAAAUACAUGGCAUAAGGCAUUCG